Microcebus murinus (gray mouse lemur) is the source of this 607-nucleotide messenger RNA. NCBI's taxonomy places the organism in Eukaryota, Metazoa, Chordata, Mammalia, Primates, Cheirogaleidae. The record is from RefSeq and is a predicted model, not a curated record.
CUUCCAGCGUGCAUACGUCACGGCGCCGGGGCGGAAGAUGGAAGAGCUACGGGCGGGCGGUUGUUAAGCAGACCCGGACGGAGCGGGACCCCUAGACGGCCACUCCGGCUGCCGGGAGGCAGUGUGCGGCAGCCGCCAUGUCUUUGCUGCAGUCUGCGCUCGACUUCCUGGCGGGCCCAGGCUCCCUGGGCAGUGCUGCCGGCCGCGACCAGAGUGACUUCGUGGGGCAGACAGUGGAACUGGGCGAGCUGCGGCUGCGGGUGCGACGGGUCCUGGCCGAGGGAGGGUUUGCAUUUGUGUAUGAAGCUCAAGAUCUGGGAAGUGGUAGAGAAUAUGCAUUAAAGCGGUUAUUGUCCAAUGAAGAGGAAAAGAACAGAGCCAUCAUUCAAGAAGUUUGUUUCAUGAAAAAGCUUUCCGGCCAUCCCAAUAUUGUCCAGUUUUGUUCUGCAGCAUCAAUAGGAAAAGAAGAGUCGGACACAGGGCAGGCUGAGUUCCUUCUGCUCACAGAGCUCUGCAAAGGUUGAAAACUUGUUGCUUAGUAACCAAGGGACCAUCAAGCUGUGUGACUUUGGCAGUGCCACGACCAUCUCGCAUUACCCCGACUACA